AUGUUCCUCCUACUAGGUUUUCUUUCUCUGGUCCUCGCCCAAUUACCCCCUGUCCCUUUCUAUAACAUCAACAUCCCCAGCGCUCCAUCCCCCAACCUCAGCACCGCCACCUUCACCACCCCCUCCACCCUCCUAUCGACCCUCUCCAAACCCAAGGUCCACCCGAUCAACACCACCGUCUUCGACUGGUGGUACUUUGACGCCAUCUCCUCUUCGAAUCCGAACGUUUCUCUCGUCGUCACCCGCUUCACCAGCACCCGCGCCGCGUUUCCGUUCCUCGUGCCCGGAAAUACCUCCUCCGUCCUCCAGUCCUACCUCUGGAUCUCCUUCGCCAACGGGACGAGCUACGCUGCGUUCGCGGACGCAUCCCUCGCGACGGUCGAUGCAGCCGGUGACGUUAAUCGGGGAGUAUGGCACGGGAGUGGUUUUUCCUGGAUUGGAUCUGAGAAGGGAGAAUAUGAGAUUGCUAUUGACGGAGCAGGGGUGAAUGGAUCGAUGAGGUUAUCUUCCGUAUCGAACCCGCAUACACCCUGCGGUGACGACCGGCUGCGUCUGGGUGGUAGUACCGUUGGGAUUGGGUGGGCGAGUCUCCUCCCCGAUGCGGAGGCGAGUGUUGAUGUUUUGGUGGGUGGGGAGAGGGUGCGCUUCACUGGGGUUGGGUAUCAUGAUAAGAACUGGUCGGAUGGACCGUUUGGGGCGGCGGUGCGGACGUGGUACUGGGGCCGGGGCCGGGUGGGCCCGUACUCUGUCGUCUGGUUUGAUAUGCUUCCUUUUGGAAACGAGACAGAAGUGGUGAGUGGGUAUGUGGCUGUUGGACGGGAGGUUGUGGUGUCUAGUUGUGAGGAGGGGGUCGUGUCUGUAAGGCCGACGAGGAAUGGGACGGUGCAGAGGUACCCGCCUGUGCUUGGGGACGUGCCGGAUGGGUUCCGGGUGGUUUAUAGCCUGGGGAUGGAGGUGAAUGUCACUCUUGGGGCGAUGGUCGCUGGGGAUGGGAAGUACUAUGCGCGGUGGACGGGGACGAUGACAGCCGAGGUGGAGGGCGAGCUGUACGAGGGUGUGGGCAUAUUCGAGCAGUUUGUGAUGCAGUAA
This is a messenger RNA of Aspergillus pseudoviridinutans, 1089 nucleotides long. RefSeq lists its product as uncharacterized. Lineage: Eukaryota; Fungi; Ascomycota; Eurotiomycetes; Eurotiales; Aspergillaceae. The record is from RefSeq and is a predicted model, not a curated record. The transcript is spliced from 3 exons. Bases 1 to 1089 code for a protein of 362 amino acids.